AUGGCCAACGACGAAUAUGAUUUUCUCUUCAAAGUCGUUCUGAUCGGAGAUUCCGGAGUCGGAAAAUCCAAUCUUCUCAGCCGAUUCACCCGAAACGAGUUCAACCUGGAUUCCAAGUCCACCAUCGGCGUCGAGUUUGCCACUAGAUCCAUUCAGGUCGAUUCUAAAACGAUCAAGGCGCAGAUUUGGGACACCGCUGGACAGGAACGUUAUCGCGCUAUUACCUCUGCCUACUACCGAGGUGCUGUUGGCGCUCUACUCGUCUACGAUAUCAGCAAACAUCAAACUUAUGAGAACGUCACCCGGUGGCUGAAGGAGCUGCGCGACCACGCCGAUGCAAAUAUUGUCAUUAUGCUCGUUGGAAACAAGAGUGAUUUGAGACAUUUGAGAGCUGUGCCCACUGAGGAGGCCAAGGCCUUUGCCAGUGAAAACCACUUGUCAUUCAUUGAGACUUCUGCUUUGGAUGCCAGCAACGUUGAGCUUGCCUUUCAAAACAUUCUUACUGAAAUCUACCGAAUCGUUUCCAGCAAGGCUCUUGACAGCGGCGAUGGUGCUCAGGCCACGAUCGGUGCUGGCACCAACAUCUCACUCAGCAAGCCUGCCGACGACGAAUCCGCUAAGGGGGGUAAAUGCUGCUAG
This is a messenger RNA of Pochonia chlamydosporia 170, 639 nucleotides long. RefSeq names its product secretion-related small GTPase. The record is from RefSeq and is a predicted model, not a curated record. The coding region runs from base 1 to 639 and encodes 212 amino acids. Gene Ontology annotation, biological process: exocytosis. Gene Ontology annotation, molecular function: GTPase activity; GTP binding. Gene Ontology annotation, cellular component: recycling endosome. The transcript is spliced from 5 exons. Lineage: Eukaryota; Fungi; Ascomycota; Sordariomycetes; Hypocreales; Clavicipitaceae.